Messenger RNA from Sapajus apella (tufted capuchin), 549 nucleotides. It is a transcript of the gene GTF2H5, whose product is annotated as general transcription factor IIH subunit 5. Gene Ontology annotation, biological process: transcription initiation at RNA polymerase II promoter; transcription by RNA polymerase II; nucleotide-excision repair. NCBI's taxonomy places the organism in Eukaryota, Metazoa, Chordata, Mammalia, Primates, Cebidae. The record is from RefSeq and is a predicted model, not a curated record. Gene Ontology annotation, cellular component: transcription factor TFIIH core complex; transcription factor TFIIH holo complex. The transcript is spliced from 3 exons. Bases 119 to 334 code for a protein of 71 amino acids.
AGCGUCCCUAGCGCGAUGACGUAUAGGCGCAGGCGCACUCUGUCGGCGACGGCGAGGCGCUUUUGCAUCUGUAGGCCGAGUAUUCUUGAGGUCAUCUGAACCUUCUGACUGAGAAAAGAUGGUCAACGUCUUGAAAGGAGUGCUUAUAGAAUGUGAUCCUGCCAUGAAGCAGUUUCUGCUGUACUUGGAUGAGUCCAAUGCCCUAGGGAAGAAGUUCAUCAUUCAAGACAUUGAUGACACUCACGUCUUUGUAAUAGCAGAAUUGGUUAAUGUCCUCCAGGAGCGAGUGGGAGAAUUAAUGGACCAAAAUGCUUUUUCCCUUACCCAGAAAUGAAAAUACUCAGCAUGGACCAUUUAGGAAUUGUAGGCAGCCGAUGUGAAAGACUUGCCACUCGAUAUCUUAGGUGACUGGUUAGACAUAGAGCGUUGUUUUAGGAGCAUGCCACAGGAAAGACCGAGGGAUCAUUUGUUCAGAAAAAAAGCCCCUGAACUGAUUUUGUUAUACUGUAGAAUUUAAAAAAUAAUAAAAAAAAGCUUUAACAGUUGGCU